Molecule: messenger RNA, 1518 nt
Organism: Penicillium taxi
Lineage: Eukaryota; Fungi; Ascomycota; Eurotiomycetes; Eurotiales; Aspergillaceae
Product: MFS transporter
Exons: 2
Coding region: 1-1518 (505 amino acids)
Biological process (GO): transmembrane transport
Molecular function (GO): transmembrane transporter activity
Source: RefSeq, a predicted model, not a curated record
AUGAGAAAAAAUACGGAAUCAAGCACGUCUGAUGAUGGCUUGGAUGAGAAAAAAGACCUUGAAGCAGCCAAACCCACAACUCCAACUGAGUCUUGUCUUGAUACCAACACCAAUGCCAAUAAAGACCUAAAUCUUGUGACUUGGAGUGGACCGGAUGAUCCAGAGAACCCAAAGAAUUGGCCAAAAAGUGUGAAGUGGAAGAAUACCUGCGUUAUCUCCCUUUUCGUUUUUAUCUCUCCAGUCUCGUCAUCCAUGAUUGCCCCUGCAAUGGAAGAUCUUGGUAAGGCCCUGGGGAUGCACUCUAGUUUUGAGACAUAUAUGUCUAUGGCUAUAUUUAUCCUCGCAUACGCUAUUGGCCCUAUCGCUUUUGGUCCAUGCUCAGAGCUCUAUGGUCGUGUGCGUCUACUUCAGAUUAGCAACCUGUGGUACCUAGCCUGGAAUUUAGGAUGUGGUUUUGCCCAGACAAAGUCUCAGCUCUUUGCUUUCCGCUUUCUCGCGGGGAUUGGUGGUAGUGCUCCGCUGGCAAUUGGAGGAGGUUCUAUAAGUGACAUGUGGAGCGCUGAAGAGCGUGGCAAGGCCAUGGGUGUCUACACUCUUGGUCCAAUUCUCGGACCUGUUGUCGGGCCUAUUGCGGGUGGCUUUAUUGCCCAGUACUCAACUUGGCGCUGGGUCUUCUGGUCAACCUCUGCAGCCGCUGUUGUGAUCCAAAUUGCUGGGUUUAUCUGGCUGCGUGAGUGUCAUGCGCCAACGAUCCUACGCAGAAGAUACGAUGCUCUCCUCAAGAAAACGGGCAAUAACAAGUUAUAUACCGGAGAAAAGAUAGAGCCGCUUGCUUAUAAGCUUCUACAUGCUUUUCAGAGGCCGGUGAUUCUUUUUACAACACAGCCUAUCGUCUUAUGCAUGGCAAUUUUUCUGGCUUACCUCUUUGGUGUCACAUACCUCUUAGUUGCGACUUUCCCAGAAGUAUGGACAGGGGCUUAUCAUGAAAGUUCCAGCAUUGGCGGACUUAACUACUUAUCUGUUGCCAUUGGGUCGUUCGCCGGCCUCUUCUUCAACCUUAAGCUAGUCGACCGAAUCUAUAAGACCCUCAAGGCGCGGAAUAAUAAUAUUGGAAAGCCCGAGUACCGCAUGCCAUCAUUAGCUGUGGGCUCUAUCAUUACCACUAUUGGUCUCUUUUGGUAUGGAUGGAGUAUUGGAAAUACGCACUGGAUCAUGCCUAACAUUGGGGCGUUGCUUUUCACCGCAGGUACAAUUUCCUGCCUGCAAGGCACGCAGACUUAUAUUGUUGACAGCUACGAAACCCAUGCCGCUAGUGCUAUGGCGGCUUGCGCCAUCUUACGCAGUCUAUGUGGCUUCGGGUUUCCGCUAUUCGCUCCCUACAUGUAUUUGUCUCUAGGCUACGGCUGGGGUACGAGCGUACUAGCAUUCAUUACGAUGGCUAUUGGCUGGUCAGCACCUUUUGUCUUCUAUUUGUAUGGCCCAAAGCUCCGUGCUUUGUCUAGAUAUGCCGCUGGUUAG